AUGGCAACCAAUCAUCAGGCGGUGAUAGAACACAACAACUGCGGGGUGAAAUCUUGCGACAAGAUUGAUCGGAUGGCAACUUGGUUGGGAAGCAGCGUCGCAUCAGCGUUCUUCGCCUCCCUGGAACGCUGUUCUUGCAUCAAUCUCGCCACCUCUCACGACGAUUUUGACGAUGAUGAAGAAGCCAAAGAUCGUCCCCUCAUGCUCACCAAACCUGUAAUGUUCGCCGAUGAUUCCCCUCACAAGCUCAACCCUCUAAUUGUAAAUACUGUGGGCUGA
Messenger RNA from Lactuca saligna, 279 nucleotides. NCBI's taxonomy places the organism in Eukaryota, Viridiplantae, Streptophyta, Magnoliopsida, Asterales, Asteraceae. The record is from the annotation of a GenBank genome assembly.